Molecule: messenger RNA, 2753 nt
Organism: Canariomyces notabilis
Lineage: Eukaryota; Fungi; Ascomycota; Sordariomycetes; Sordariales; Chaetomiaceae
Exons: 3
Coding region: 235-2487 (750 amino acids)
Molecular function (GO): ATP binding; ATP hydrolysis activity
Source: RefSeq, a predicted model, not a curated record
UAGUCGACCCGCCCCUAACCCUCACUGCGGUCCCUGAAAAGGAAGAAAUCUGGAAAUCAUAAGAGUACUAGUUCAGACGACAUGCUUCGUGCCCCAUAGAGUAGUGUGGCUAGUAACCUCCACACAUAAACUCUCACAAGCAUUACCAAGUAUACCUGCUAAGACUUGGCGGCUCUGUCUGGUAACCCGGCGCACACAUCGACCAGCCUACAUACCCCGAAACGAGAGCACACCAUGGAUGCCGAAAUCCGGGCGGUUCUCCCGAAUAUUGACCCUGUCAUCUCCGAGUACUCGGCAGGCUAUUUGACCCAUGCCUCCACUGCCUGGUCCGGGGACGAGGAUGCUUCCGGACCGUCUCCGCUCGCCGAGGCCGCCUCCACCAUCACCGAGCUGCUCCUUUCCGCAUCCGGGAGCUAUGGUGCGGCAACCCAGGACAAGAUCCGGAGUCUUGUAGAGAAAUGGGUUGACAAGUACGCCGCUGCCAGUGACAGCCAGGAGAGGAAGGGCCCGGCUGUCAAGCGGCUUGACCAGACCAUCCAAGUGAGCGCCCAAAGGAACAUGUCGUCGACUUUGGCCGUGGCUACCGGCGGCGUGGAUCUGGAGUCGGCCAAUGUCCGCAAGGUCGAGUCCAAGGUCGACAGGAAAAAGCUCGAGAAGGCCGAGCGCAAGAUUGCUGCCAAGCAAAACAAAAAGACAUUCAAGACGGUCGAAUACGAAGCUUCGCGUCUCCUGAACCAGCCCGACUCAACCCAGUCCUAUGAAGAAUUCUACAUGGCCGUCAACCCACUGCAGAUGGGUGCCGGUCAGGGCGGAAAGUCCAAGGACAUCAAGAUCGACAACAUUGAUGUGUCCAUCGGCGGAAACAGAAUCCUCACCGACACCACCUUGACUCUUUCCCAUGGCCACCGCUAUGGCCUCGUCGGCCACAAUGGUGUUGGUAAAUCGACCCUCCUUCGGGCCCUAUCCAGGAGAGAGGUCCCAAUUCCAACACACAUUUCCAUUCUGCACGUUGAACAAGAGAUCACCGGUGAUGACACGCCGGCGUUACAAGCUGUAUUGGAUGCCGAUGUCUGGCGCAAGGUGCUACUUAAAGAGCAAGCCGAAAUCACCCAGAAACUGGCAGAUAUCGAGGCGCAACGAGCCUCCUUGGCGGAUACCUCGACGGACGCUGCGAAGCUGGACAAGGAGCGGGAGGCGCAGGACCAACGUCUCGGCGAUAUUCAAGCCAAGCUCGCCGAGAUGGAAUCGGACAAAGCCGAGUCGAGAGCCGCAAGCAUCCUGGCAGGUCUUGGUUUCUCGCCCGAGCGGCAGCAAUAUGCUACCAAGACUUUCUCUGGUGGUUGGAGGAUGCGUCUGGCGCUCGCUCGGGCGCUCUUCUGCGAACCGGAUCUUCUCCUUCUGGACGAGCCUUCCAACAUGUUGGAUGUUCCCUCCAUCACCUUUCUUUCCAACUAUCUGCAGGGCUACCCCAGCACUGUUCUCGUCGUGUCCCACGACAGGGCGUUCCUCAACGAGGUGGCCACCGACAUCAUCCACCAGCACUCGCAGCGGCUCGACUACUAUCGCGGAGCCAACUUUGACUCCUUUUACGCCACAAAGGAAGAAAGGAAGAAGACGGCUAAGCGGGAAUACGAGAAUCAGAUGGCACAGCGUGCUCAUCUUCAGGCUUUUAUCGACAAGUUCAGGUACAAUGCGGCCAAGUCAUCAGAAGCCCAGUCCCGCAUCAAGAAGUUGGAGCGCAUGCCUGUGCUUGAACCUCCAGAAACAGAGUAUAGCGUCAAGUUCAAAUUCCCAGACGUUGAGAAGCUCUCGCCUCCGAUUGUCCAGAUGUCCGGCGUCACCUUUGGGUACACAAAAGACAACAUCCUCCUCAAGAAUGUCGACCUCGAUGUCCAGCUUGACUCCCGAAUUGGCAUUGUCGGGCCCAACGGCGCUGGCAAGACAACAGUGCUCAAGCUCCUCAUAGGAAAGCUACAACCCACGAGCGGCAUCAUAUCGCAGAAUCCCCGCCUGCGCAUCGGCUUCUUCGCACAGCACCACGUCGACGCGCUCGACCUCAACGCGAGCGCGGUCAGCUUCAUGGCCAAGAACUACCCCGGCAAGACAGACGAGGAGUACCGCCGCCAGCUGGGUGCGUUCGGCAUCACGGGCACGACGGGUUUGCAAAAGAUGGCUUUACUGUCCGGUGGUCAGAAGUCGCGUGUUGCCUUCGCCUGCUUGGCCUUGACGAACCCACAUAUUCUCGUGCUCGACGAGCCGUCCAACCACUUGGAUAUCGAGGCCAUGGAUGCUCUCUCCGAAGCACUUCAGGAGUUCCAGGGCGGCGUGCUGAUGGUGUCUCACGACGUCACAAUGCUCCAGACCGUUUGUAAGUCUCUGUGGGUGUGCGACAACGGGACUGUGGAAAAAUUCCCCGGCGAUGUGCACGCCUACAAGAAGAGGAUUGCUGCUCAGGCUGACGCUGCUGGUGUCGUCAAGGCUCAUUAGAGGAGGAUAUGUACCUAGCAGGAAGUGUACACAGAUAAAAAGACGCUUGGAUGUUUACAAGCUUCUUUAAGUUUAGGCUACAAGAAUGGCUGCCCUCCGUCGGAUAAGGAAUCGCCAAACUGGUCUUUGGUACAUACCCUGGUAACCGCCGUACUUGUAGUCCGUACAGCACAAUACACUCGAAGAAAAGUCAUUCCAGGCUGGCUCGCCUCGUGUUUAGUGUAUCAUACUCGCACAGCUUACGAGCAUGCUUGUAGCAACGAGCC